AUGGCGACCGCAUAUGGUGUGGUGAGCGACUUUGCUAGUCCCUCAGAGAGAGAAGCAGUCGUAGGCUUUAUCUUCGUCGGGUAUCAGUCAAUCCAGCUUCUUCAACGCAACACUCGAAGCUUAUGGAUUCAUAGUCCCAGUACAGCUCCUCUUUUCGGCCCCAUCAUCGGUGGAGCACUCGCACAAUACCUGGUCUGGCGUGCGGUCUCCUGGCUCCUGACCUUCUUUCCAGAAACAUGCCGAAGCAUUGUGGGUAGUGGGAGGAUUCCCGCGACAGGUCUCAACAGAAAUUUGCUAGACUAUCUUUGGCUUGAGAAGUGCCUCCAGGCAGGAAGUAAGGAGACGCUGUCGAAGCGCAAGUUCGGGGUUCCCAGUCCCAUGACCAGUGUCUACAUCAUCUUCCACCGAGACACGUUCUUGAUCAUGAUGUCGUAUGGAGUCUUCCACACGACAUGCUUUUUUAUCCUAGCAUCGACAUCGUCGCUGUUCAUGGAGCGCUAUCAACUCAACGGAGUGCAGGGUGGGCUGAUGCACUUCCCUAGUGGACUUGGAUCCAAAGCCCACGACUUCGUCGUUGACAAAGUCGGUGGGGACGAUCUUUCGAAUUUCCCAAUUGAGAAAGCUCGGCUAAGAAGUUUGUGGUAUAUCAUUUCUCUAUGUGCAAACAUUGCCAUACCACUACUAUUCCAAUUCUUCGUCGGCACCGGCUCAGUAGCUGUCUUCAACACUUUGCAAACCCUGCUAGUCGAUCUAUACACUGAUAUUGCUGCCAUAGCUCAAGCUGGACUCAACGUGGUCCGAUCCAGUCUAGCAGCGUGCGGCACGGCAGCGCUGCGGAUUAUCAUGGACUAG
Molecule: messenger RNA, 852 nt
Organism: Drepanopeziza brunnea f. sp. 'multigermtubi' MB_m1
Lineage: Eukaryota; Fungi; Ascomycota; Leotiomycetes; Helotiales; Drepanopezizaceae
Source: RefSeq, a predicted model, not a curated record